Messenger RNA from Strongyloides ratti, 2133 nucleotides. RefSeq lists its product as hypothetical. Bases 1 to 2133 code for a protein of 710 amino acids. Lineage: Eukaryota; Metazoa; Nematoda; Chromadorea; Rhabditida; Strongyloididae. The transcript has 2 exons. The record is from RefSeq and is a predicted model, not a curated record.
AUGUUAUAUCUUCUGCUUGUUGUUGGCUAUUUGGUAGCUAAUAUCAUUGCUGAAGAUGACUUCAAAAAUAAUAUUAAAUGGGAGUCACAUUUAAAGAAUGGACAUAUACCACCUCAUUCUAUUAUAAUUCAUGAAAAUCAAACAGUUCCAUUAUCAUUAAUUAAUAUUAGAAAAAAAAGAUGUUCUUGUGGAUGUAGUGGUUGUGAUUUGUUUCCUAAUAGAGCUUGUUGUUCUCCAGAAUGUUGUAAAGAAAGUGCUCCAUUACCUCUUGCUUGUUGUCCACCUCCACCACCACCAAAACCAUGUUGUGGCCCAAAUUAUGGACCUUGUUGUCCUGCUACACCUCAAACAACUUGUUGUAGAGCACCAUGUUGUGAAGGAAAAAGACCACCAAUAUAUGAAGAAGAAUAUGAGGAACCAGAACCUACUCUUCCUGUCCCGCCUGCACCAGGAAAUGCAGGAACAUGUUGUCCUCCUGCAACACCAGUAGCACCACCUCCACCACCACCACCACCUCCGCCACCACCUGAACCUCCAGUAGAAUGUUGUGAAGAAAAACCAGUUCAAAAAGAAGAAAUUAUGCAAACAUGUGGAUGUCCAAAUGGAAAUUGUGGAUGUGGAAGACCAUGUUGUUUUUAUAAGGAUCCACAAUGUUGUUCAAGUCAAAAACCAUGUUGUCCUCCAGCCCCUGAUCCAUUACCAUGUUGUGCUCCAAUUGUUCUUCCACAAAUUUGUUGUAAUAUUGUACCACCAUGUUUACGUGCCUGCCCAACAUGCCCAUGUAGAAAACGUGUCUUUUUAGGUAAAAGAUCAAAAAGACAAUCAGGCUUACAUUGUCAAGCAUGUCCAGGACAACAGAAUAUCAGAGCAUCACCAAAAACAGCAAAAGAUGAAUUUUUAGAAACAAUUCUUGAGGAACCAGAUAGUAUUACAAAUGCUCCAAAAGCUGGAAAAUUAUUUGAAGCAUCACGUCAUCAUAGAAUAAAAAGAAAUUUAUGUCAACCAUGUAAUAAUGGAAGACCAAUUAUAAAACAUCGUGAAAAAAGAUCAUUUGAUUGUGUUCAAUGUGUUUAUUUAAAACCACGUUAUGAUGUAAGUAUUAAUCAACCAGCCUACUCUAGUCCAUCUUUACCUCAAACUCCAAUUCCAUAUCCUGUAAAUCCACGUGAUCGUGUAAAAAGAAAUGGAUGUCUUCCAUAUCCUGGUUGUUUACAUUUAAAAAGAAGAUCAAAAAGAAAUUGGAAUAGUCAAUAUUGUGAACCAUGUGGUGGAUAUCAUGCUAGAAAAAAAAGAGAUACUGAAAGAGAUACUUGUUUAAGAGAAAAAUAUGAAAAUGAUAAAGCUCGAGGAUGUAAAGGAAGUUCAGCAGAAAUAGAUGAUACUUCAGGAGAAAAUUUUAGAAGUAAAAGGCAAGCUUAUGGUAAAAAUGGUUUAUUAGAUUUGGUAAAAGUAUUAGCUAAAGCUGCAACAACACAUCAAGUAGGACCAGGUGGAGAAUCAUGUUUACCAUUUCCACAAUGUGUUAUGGCAAAACGUAAACGUAAGAAGAGAUCUCUAUCAAAAUUAGCUGCUUAUGAAAAUGCUUUAUUAAAUCAUAAAAUUAAAGUAAUGGAUCAUGAAGAAGAAAUUAAAAGGCAUAAAAGACAAUUUUAUGCACCUGAUCAAUCAGCAAAUUGUGUACCAUGUCCAGCAUGGGUUACAUUAGCAUUAGCAGCAAGAAAAAAAAGAGGUUCUAAUUAUGAAGUAUGUGAACAGACAGAUGAUUGUUUAAAUGAAAAAGAAUAUAAAGCAUUUAUGAAAAGAUUUAUGAGAACAUCGAGAAAGAAAAGAGAAUUGAAAAGACCAAUAUGUAGACAUUGUACAGGAAAAGAAACAGUUCAUAGGACAAAAAGAAACUUUGGUGGUCCAACAAUAAAUGCUUCGGCGCACGAAUGUACAGCAUUUCCGGCAUGUCGUACGAGAAAAAAAAGAAACUUUUUAGAUUGUGCUAUUUGCACACCAGAUCCAGGUGUUAAAAAAAGAAAAAAACGUAUGGGUGAUUCAGCAACAUGUUAUCCAUGCCCAUCAUCAGGAGUUGGUAGUCAACAAAGUUAUCAACAACAACCAAUUGCACGAUAUGUUGCUGGAAAGUAA